AACCAAGGAAGGUUUGGGCUGAAAAGUCGCAAGAUGAGGCUGAGAGUAAUAUUCCUGGAUGACAGCGAACAGAUAUUUGAGGUCGAACAAAGGCUUCUGGGAAUCGACUUCCACAACCAAGUUUGUGGCCACCUGAAACUGCUGGAAAAGGAGUAUUUUGGAUUGGAGUUUCGUCACCACAGUGGCAGUUAUGUGUGGUUGGAGCCACUGAAACCUCUGGUAAAGCAACUUAAAAACAUCAGUGAUCAGCCUUUACGCUUCAUUGUGAAGUUCUUCCCACCAGACCCUGGCCAGCUGCAGAAAAGUUUGACCAGAUAUUUGUUUACACUACAGAUCAAACAGGAUCUGUCCAAUGGAAGUCUCACAUGUAACGAUAACAGCGCUGCCUUGCUGGUAUCACACAUACUCCAGUCGGAGCUGGGUGACUAUAAUGAAGAGCUCGAUGUGCAACACUUGGAGAGUAAGCAGUAUGUCCCCAACCAGGAGUAUCUGGACCACAAGAUCAUACAUUUCCACAAGAGACACAGGGGCCAAACGGCAGAGGAGUCAGACGUGCAGCUGUUGGAGGUGGCACGCAAACUGGACAUGUACGGCAUCCGGCCCCAUGCUGCCCAUGAUGGGGAGGGACUGAGACUCAGCCUGGCUGUCACUCAUAUGGGUGUUCUGGUCUUCCAGGGUAACACAAAGAUCAACACCUUCAGCUGGGCAAAAAUACGCAAGCUGAGCUUUAAGCGGAAGCAUUUUUUGAUAAAACUUCAUGGAGAGUUUGUUCCAUCCAGCAGAGACAUGGUGGAGUUCACCAUGGCAAGUCGUGAUGUCUGCAAGGCCUUCUGGAGGAUAUGCGUGGAGUACCACGCCUUUUUCCGCCUGGCGGAGGAACCGCAGGCUACACACCGCUCCAUCUUGUCCAGCAAGGGCUCCAGCUUCAGAUAUAGUGGCAGAACUCAGAUGCAGCUCCUGGACUGCAUAAGUAAGGAAGACAAGACAAACCUGCCCUUCGAAAGGAAGUGUUAUAAAGCUCAGUUUGACACACGUCACUGCAGUUCAUCUCCAGACCUCCUUACUGAUGUCUCCAAACAGCUGUACGACCAAGCCCACACUUACCCCAGCUCCAGCCAAGCAUUGAAGCUUGGGUCUCAGGAUGGGGGCCCCCAACUUCUGGGGGACCUUCGCAGCAAGUCUACCAUGGAGGAUGUUUUUGCAGCUGAGCUGGAGCGCUCACGUCUUCACGCCCCGGAGCAGGUUGCCUUCAGACAUCCUUGCUCUGCCUCCUCUGACAGAGAGGUGGCACCAGAGAGGCAUAGCCAAGGGGGGCAGAGGCUGAAAUCAAUGGAAAUGUCGCGGGCACACUCCAUCACUGGGACCCAGCAGUUGGUGCUGUUGUACCCCAGUGAUUCCCACCUGAGGCUGCACCCUGUCCUGCCGACCUUCCCUCUAGCUGCCCAGGCUUGCACCCCAGCAAAGACUCGUACCACCUGUCCUGCUCCCCGGCUCUCCCUGCUGGAUGACGUUACCCGCUCCUCCACUUUCUCCGCAGCUGCCUCCCUGUCCCCCCGCCUGCGACAGCGACUGAGGCAGAGCCGACUGGGGGCUCCGGGGGACAGGGCUGUCUACGGUGGUAGCCUGGGCUUCAGCAGGGUAGAGACAGGCCAAUACAGUGAUGACUUUAGCUACCAGGCUAGCCUGCCACGGCGUGCAUGGAGCCAGGCUGACGUGAAGCUCCAGGGUCCAACUGCUGCUUGCCGGGCUUCCGAAUUCUGCCCGCUGGGCCAUUAUGCACACCUGUCCCGGCGUCAGUCCCCUGCCAGACCCACAUACCUCCCCCUUGGGCCCAAUCUUCUCUCAGAGCGUCCCGCCUCUCUUUGUGUGCUGGGGGCAGAAAGUUUUAGUGACUCUGACUCCGAGUUGAUAUACCCAUACUACUGCCCUACACUGGGCAUGCUGGUUAGCACCGCCCCUCUGGCAUGCAUGCGCCUCUCCUCUGGCAGCCUGCAACUGGAUGAAGAGGAGGAGGAUGAAGGAGGGGACCCCAUUAAACUCAUUGACACUGAUGGAGCCAAGGCAUAAGCCAAUGAAAUCACAGUAUAAAUUCACCUUCUAGGAAUGUACAUUUCAGUCCUCAGCUAGUCACAGCAGACAUGCAGUUACUCAGUUUAACGAGGUCAAUCAACUGUCAUAUUCAUAUGUAAUAUUCACUUGUGAUAUCUUUACUAGUUCCUCCAUAUAUCAGAAAUUAUAUGAUGCACUUAAAAAUAAAGCAUAAGUGUUUGUGUUUUAUUGAUGUGUUUAAGCAUUUUCAGUACAAGUAUGAACUGCAUUUUGUCAAAUGAUUUAUGUAUUUAAAAAUGACAUGUACAGUGGUACCUCGGUUCUCGAACUCACUAGAACUCGAAUUUCUUGAAAGUCGAACAAACCAGUUUGACCUAGAGCACGAUCUGAAUAUCAGAAGUCGAACUGUGAACGCUGACCUAAUAAAAAUUGUAUGCGCCAGGAAAUGAGUCAUACUACAGUGCAAUUCUUACUGGAAUGCCUUCUUUACAGACUGGACGAUUAACCAAAUAAAGCAGCGCAACAUUACAGUAACUAACAAUAAAUAAACCACUAACUUACGUGUACUAUUAGAGCAUUUAUGUCAUUCAUUUAAACUUUAUCUUACCAGGUAAAUUAACUGAAAACCAAUUCUCACUGCUUUACAUGAUAUUCGGCAGAAAUAGCAGAUUAUGUAUGGGAACUAGUGAUGACCGAACGGGUUGAACUGAUUCGUACGUCGGAACGAAUCGAUUUUUUAAAUUAUUUUAAAACGGUUUUAAAACUGAUAUUUGACUAUUCAACAUACAAAAGCAUCCCCCGCGAUUUCGGAUUUAUUUUUCAUGUUCCGUUUGCGUUUGUCAUCACUUUUAGGUUUAUUCUUACAUUCGUCACUUUUGCGUUCGGAAACUUCAGUCUGGUGCCAAGAACACCCGAACGGCCGAGUAUCUGGUCUUUAACUCGCUGACUCCAAAAAACCCGAGAGCCUGUUCGAUGAACGAAUCGAACUUACGGGUUUUCGGACAUUCGGUGACUCAAAAGAACCUGUUCGAUGAACGAAUCGGAACUUACGAGUUUUCGGACACUCGGUCAGUGAAUCAAACGAACGGUUAGCGAAC
This is a messenger RNA of Paramormyrops kingsleyae, 3146 nucleotides long. RefSeq names its product FERM domain-containing protein 7. The record is from RefSeq and is a predicted model, not a curated record. Gene Ontology annotation, molecular function: guanyl-nucleotide exchange factor activity. Lineage: Eukaryota; Metazoa; Chordata; Actinopteri; Osteoglossiformes; Mormyridae. Gene Ontology annotation, cellular component: cytoskeleton.